AUGACGCGAGAUAAAACCCAGGGCGGUGGAGAAACCGCAGACAUCGAGAAGGAGCCAGCAGGGAUGGAGGCCAGGCCGCAGCAGUUGCUGGGAGAUGCCAUGGCGGCGACGCACCUCAUGGCCACCGUCUCAGAACUGCUUCCUAGUCCCCAAGGCUGCAAAAUCAUGCACGCGCUGACGACGCCGCAGACGGUGCCCCUGGACGACGACGACGAGGCCCAGGAGGUGCAGGGCGUGAGCUGGCUGCCCGUCCAGCCCCAGGAGGAGAUGCAGCUGGUGCUGUCGCAGGCGGGGGGCACGCUGCCCCCGCUGCUGUGGCUGCAGGCUCCGCCGGGCCAGGCGGCCCCCGCGAGCACGCCCCGGUGCGUGGCCAUCAGCAUCCAGGACCAGGUGUACUCGCUGCAGGAGAUGGAGGUGGUGCGCUUCGAGGUGCUGGAGGAGGGCGCGACCGUGGCCGUGGAGGACAGCUGGCUGACUGGGAGCCUGGCCGGAAGCUCCGGACUGGCGACGCCCGAGAAAGGUCAAGAGCAGGCCCAGCUGCUGCCCGAAGGGGGAAUCCCUGAGCAAUCCGAAGAGCAGCUCGUUGUGGUGGAGACGAGGCCCGAGGAGGAAGGACAAGAAGAGAUCAUGCUGACCAUCGCCAACAUGCUGGUGGAGGAGGCAGGAAAGAGCUCUUCAUCCAGGAACGCAAGGACUACAAAAGCCGGCUCAGCAAAAAAGCAGAAGACCACAGGAGCUAAGCAAACCUUCCGCUGUGACACCUGCACCUUCGCCUCCUCUCGAGUCUCCAGCUUUAAGCGUCACAUGAAAAUUCACACCAGCGAGAAGCCCUAUGGGUGCCACAUCUGCGUGAAAGCCUUCCGCACUGUCACGCUGCUGCGAAACCACGUCAACACCCACACAGGAACCAGACCUUUUAAGUGUGAGGACUGUGACAUGGCAUUUGUCACCAGCGGAGAACUCGUGCGACACAGGCGCUACAAACAUACUCACGAGAAGCCCUUCAAGUGUCCCACGUGCAAGUAUGCCAGCGUGGAAGCCAGCAAGCUGAAGCGCCACAUGCGCUCCCACACCGGGGAGCGCCCUUUCCAGUGCUCACAGUGCAGCUAUGCCAGCAGGGACACCCACAAGCUGAAGCGCCACAUGAGGACGCACUCCGGUGAGAAGCCCUACGAGUGCCCCAUCUGCCACGUGUGCUUCACGCAGAGUGGCACCAUGAAGACCCACCUCCAGCAGAGGCACAGCAAGGACGUCCCCAAGCACCACUGUCCCCACUGCACGGCCGUCAUCGCCAGGAAAAGUGACCUGCGUGUGCACCUGCUCAACCUGCACACGUACAAAGCGACAGCGAUGCUGUGCCGCCUCUGCCCUGCUGUCUUCCACGAACGCUACGCCUUCCUCCAGCACCAGGAGACCCACAGGAAGGAGAAGAGGUUCAGACGUCGCAGUUACACCCGCAAGCAGGAGUUGGUAUUGACCCAGCAUCCUCUGUGUAUCCACACUGGCGAGAACCCAUCUGCCCUCCUUUCCUGCCGUACACACAGCUGGCUAAAGGAACUGCUAAACACGCAUCUCAAGAAACACCGUGAUUCCAAGUUCAUCCCGACUGUACACACGCCCCAGGGUGGCAAAGGCUGUUCCCCAUGGCUGAAUGACACACGCAGACACUCGGAGCAGUGCGAGUCGGGGAAGGAUAAGCCGGCCUCCUCGUCCGGAGAAGGAAGAAGAGAGAAAAAGAGGAAGCCAGCCGGCCAGAAAGCGGCAGGAAAGCAAGAUGAGGUAGCGGUGAAGCAGGAGCCGGAGCUGGAGGAGAGAGACCCACCAUGCCCGGGCGGGACGGCCCCUGUGAAGUCCAGCGGAGGUGAAGACUCCAAGGGGGACGGCCUGGCGUGA
This is a messenger RNA of Echinops telfairi (small Madagascar hedgehog), 1893 nucleotides long. RefSeq names its product CCCTC-binding factor like (gene CTCFL). The transcript is spliced from 12 exons. NCBI's taxonomy places the organism in Eukaryota, Metazoa, Chordata, Mammalia, Afrosoricida, Tenrecidae. Gene Ontology annotation, molecular function: RNA polymerase II cis-regulatory region sequence-specific DNA binding; DNA-binding transcription factor activity; chromatin insulator sequence binding. Bases 1 to 1893 code for a protein of 630 amino acids. Gene Ontology annotation, biological process: epigenetic regulation of gene expression; negative regulation of transcription by RNA polymerase II; positive regulation of DNA-templated transcription. The record is from RefSeq and is a predicted model, not a curated record.